This is a messenger RNA of Eleginops maclovinus (Patagonian blennie), 2720 nucleotides long. RefSeq names its product oxidoreductase NAD-binding domain containing 1 (gene oxnad1). The transcript has 9 exons. The coding region runs from base 122 to 1045 and encodes 307 amino acids. Gene Ontology annotation, cellular component: mitochondrion. Lineage: Eukaryota; Metazoa; Chordata; Actinopteri; Perciformes; Eleginopidae. Gene Ontology annotation, molecular function: oxidoreductase activity. The record is from RefSeq and is a predicted model, not a curated record.
AAAUAAGAAGACGAAGAAGAAGACUACCGUAUUGUCAUGUAACAGUAAGCUUAUUAUACAAGGUUAUAACGAAGAUAAAUAUGAAUACCGAUUGACAUUAUCUUAUCUGGCCCAGGUAGAGAUGCGAGUCCCCGGUUUCUGGUCCUUCGCUGCCCGGGGCUUCAGCCUCCAGUGUCCCGGGCUGCUCUGCUGCCGGCUGCUGGGCCCCAGCCAGGCCACAAGAAACAUGUCCUCCAAAAGAAAGAUGGACCAUCUAGAGAGAACAGCGGGCAACAACAGACAAAAUGCUCUGUAUCCGGCUGAAGUACGUGGCAUCAUAACCGAGUCGGACACAGUGAAGCGUUUGAGAAUAGCUGUUCCACCAGACUUCAGCUUCAAAGCAGGACAGUGGGUGGAUCUCUUCAUCCCCGGCGUGGAGAAGGUGGGUGGUUUCUCCAUGUGCUCCGGCCCGGGUGUGCUGCAGAGGGAGGGCAUCGUGGAGCUGGCUGUCAAAUACUCAAAACACCCCCCCGCACACUGGGUCCACACCAUGUGUACAGUGGGCUCCCAGGUGGCCAUGCGUGUCGGCGGGGACUUCUUUUUCGACCCCUCACCCUCUGACCCCUCCGUGGAUUUGUUGCUGGUGGCGGGCGGUGUCGGGAUCAACCCCUUGUACUCCAUCCUGCUGCACACCUUGGAUCUCCUGCAUCGCAACCAGGCCUCAAGGAGGCGGGACUUCAACAUAGGCUCCGCCCACCUCUGCUACAGCGCCAAGAACACCCAGGAGCUGCUCUUCAAGAGCUCCAUCAUCGCUGCGUGUCAGGAGUUCCCUGACAAGCUCUCCUGUGACCUCCACGUCACGCAGCAGAUCACAGAUGUUGAUGCGCACCUCCAGCCCUUUAUCAACCGUGGGAGAAUCACAGAGGAGGAGCUGCGCUCUCAUGUGGACCUGCAGAGGACUUUGUGCUUUCUGUGUGGGCCCCCGCCUAUGAUAGAAACACUUUCCAAAACCCUUGUGGACUUCGGCCUCCCGAAAGACAGAAUCCUCUUCGAGAAGUGGUGGUAGAAUCCUCCGCUGCCCUUUUUGCAAUCUUCAGGGGGAGGAUGUUGCGUGUGUGUUGAGAAUGAAAACAUUUAUGAGUGCUGGAGGAAAUUGACUCACCGAUCCCGAGCUACCUCAACCUGUGCCUGAUCUGCCGUACCAGUGGGACCACCCACUCUUCAGCUAACAGCUGACUCUCAAACAGAAUGAGUUUUAUUUCCUAUCUUUGAAAAAGAAGGAAUGUAAAAUCUCUACUUUUAUUGUCUAGAAAAUACUUCUUUUUUGUUUAGCUCACCGUUUUGCUGGAUAUCCUAACAAAUAUCACUCACUGUGACACAGCUGUUGCAAAUCUUCAUAUCUGAUCUCAUUUCCAGCGUGGAAUUGCUUGACUGAGUCCUACUUGAAAAGAUAAUGACAUCAUUAUGUUUAGUUUUAACCUACAUUUUCAACCAAGUAUAAGGGCACCAAUUGGCCAACAAUCAUUUCAGAAACAGAAUUAUGAAACUUUAUUAAUCCUAAUCCACACUACAAAUACACACAUGCAUAGGACCUAUUAAGAUAAGGUCUGAACACAAGGACACCUCUGCAGUGCCCAGGAGGUAAACGGGAAACUCUACAGCUACCAGUCCACGCAUAUAUAUAUAUAUAUUUUUUGGUAUGUCCGACCGGGCAGGACUUGAACCGGCGACCUUCAAUCUCUAACGACUGAGCUACUCAUUGCCAAAGUGAGUCUUUUUCAGGCUGAAAACCUUUAUGCAGAUUUCAGAUUCUUAUCUAUCUCUUGGCAAUUUAUUAAAUAAGCACCAUACCCAUAACGAUGGCUUCAAAGUCCCCAAGGUAAAGAGGAUUAGAGCAAGCUAUCUGUGCUGUAACUGUACAUACGUGUUAGAGUGACUGAUUUACCUCUAUCAAAAUACCUCUGCUGAUGUUAUCGUGUAUUAAGAAGUGUCAUGGUGUAUAUAUAUCUCCGAGCUAUUUAUUUGCAGAGCUGAAGAUUUGAGAGUUGUGAUUGUGACUGCAUUGGAGCGUUGUUAUUAACAUUUUACCCACAUGCUAAUCUCACACCAAGUGUAUUUUUAGAGUUUCGAUUUCCCACGUUUUGGCAAGUGUCCCUGCAUGUUUUACUCCACCACACACAUUUACAUGCACAGACAGUGCCAAUCUCACAUACAUUUUAACUCAAUCACACACAUCCAGGUACCCAUAAACGGUUUUGGUCGCAGGGUGCAGUGCGUAUCCCAUGGUGCACUGUAAUAGAAGCUCCAGGUGGUCUCUGAUUGGCUUGGAUCACUGAACAUCCCUCGGAGAUGUUUGCGAGCUUCUUGUCGUCGUGUCUCAGUGGGGGUUACGCUGUCGAGGCCCAUUUUUGAGUUGCUUUUCUUCCCGUAUGAAGAAAACAGUUUAUGCCGGUAACGUGAGGAAAUAAAGGAAAUUGAGUCAAUCUGUUUUCAAACACUUUAUUGACCUCCGCUUUUAUAUAAAGACUCACAUGUCACACUACUCAGACACGACACAGGCGGUCCAGGAAAUAGGUUCACAUGUUUUUCAAAUAAACGAAAAGGUCCGUUUUCUUGAAUUACAAAAGGCAUUUUUCCUUUCAUCUUGUUUCUAAUCAUUUAAAGUCUGAUUCCCUUAGCAUUUCAAAAUGUUCAAAAGCAUUUUCCCUGUUACUCUGGAUAAUAAACAGACAAGAAACUAA